Molecule: messenger RNA, 1738 nt
Organism: Brassica rapa (field mustard)
Lineage: Eukaryota; Viridiplantae; Streptophyta; Magnoliopsida; Brassicales; Brassicaceae
Product: prolyl 4-hydroxylase 1
Biological process (GO): peptidyl-proline hydroxylation to 4-hydroxy-L-proline
Cellular component (GO): endoplasmic reticulum
Molecular function (GO): iron ion binding; L-ascorbic acid binding; procollagen-proline 4-dioxygenase activity
Source: RefSeq, a predicted model, not a curated record
GCUAUACUUGAAAAAAAUUGUUUUAAGAUCCCCCACGAUGUAUAUGACUUUGUCACUUGUCAGACCAAUAACAUUAGAACACUUCAGCAGAAAAUCAUUAGCAAAGAAAUUAUGUUUAUUCGAGUCUAGAUAAGGAAUUGUUCGUGAAAUAACCAAAAAAAAUGAAAAAAUUGUAUUAAGAUGAUAGAGAAAGAUAAGAAGAGAAAGAAGCAGAAAGGAUGAGAUUUUAGUUAUUUAAUGAAUUAUAGUUUUUUGGGUUAUAACUUAUAAGGUUUAGUUUCUCUUUAGUUUUUUUUUUGUUUGUCAACAAUUUCCUUUUAGAUAAAAUGAUGAAUAAUUUUGUUCAGAAAAAGAAAGUAAAAGAGAAAAAGAGUCCAUUCAAAAAUAAUAAUAAAAAACAUUAACAGAAAAGCAAAGCAAAGAAAUAAAAGAAAGGAAGGAAGGAAACGCAUAUAUAAAAAAUAAAAAUAAAGAAAGAUUAAAAAAAAAACAAAAAUAAAGAGCUCAGAUCCCUUCACAAGAAACUCCUUUCCUCCUCUGACGUUUCUCCACACUCAAAAUCUUAAUCAAAGCUCCUCUCUUUUUCUCUUUUCCUUCUGCUAAAACUGUUACUAAAUCUCUCCCAAAACUUUUUAUUUUCUGGUCGGAGAUCGAAAAAAAAAAACGAGGAGACAUGGCUGCUGCACCUGCCAUGAGGAUUGUGUUCGGUCUAUUGACAUUUGUCACUGUCGGAAUGAUCAUAGGUGCCUUGUUACAAUUGGCCUUUAUCAAUAGAUUGGAAGAUUCGUACGGAACUGGAUUCCCAUCCAUAAGGGGGCUUCGAGGACAGAAGGCCCGUUAUCUUCGAGAUGUUUCCCGGUGGGCAAAUGACAAAGAUGCAGAACUGUUACGUCUUGGCUAUGUCAAGCCUGAAGUAGUUAGUUGGUUCCCUCGAAUUAUUGUGCUUCAUAACUUUCUUAGCUCAGAGGAAUGUGAAUACUUAAAAGCAAUCGCCCGGCCUCGCCUUCAAGUUUCCACUGUUGUUGAUAUUAAAACCGGAAAGGGAGUUAAAAGUGAUGUGAGGACAAGCUCUGGAAUGUUUCUAAAUCACGUAGAAAGAAGCUAUCCAAUAAUACAGGCAAUUGAAAAACGAAUUGCAGUCUUCUCUCAAGUACCAGCGGAGAAUGGAGAGCUCAUUCAAGUCCUACGAUACGAGCCGAACCAGUUUUACAGACCGCAUCACGAUUACUUUGGUGACACUUUCAACUUGAAGCGUGGUGGUCAGCGUGUAGCAACGAUGCUGAUGUACUUAACGGAUGACGUAGAAGGAGGAGAAACUUAUUUCCCUUUGGCUGGUGACGGUGAAUGCACUUGUGGUGGCAAAAUCAUGAAAGGCAUCUCUGUGAAACCCACCAAAGGAGACGCAGUUCUCUUCUGGAGCAUGGGACUUGAUGGACAGUCAGAUCCGAAUAGCAUACAUGGGGGAUGUGAAGUUCUGUCUGGAGAGAAGUGGUCGGCUACUAAAUGGAUGAGGCAAAAAGCUACCUCUUAAAGGGACUUGAAACUUAAAACAAAGGAACCACAUGGACUUAUACUGAAAAUUGUCAUAGAAACUCAGAAUUUUGAUGUAUUCUCUUUUUUGUCCUUGAAUUUUAAAAGCUAUCAUAUACAUACUUAUAGAUAUGGGGUGUUUUCACUAUCCACCCCCCCUAACAACAAAUCCUUGGUUGACUAUAAUAGCAUAGAUGUUACCCCUGCA